This is a messenger RNA of Malassezia restricta, 855 nucleotides long. RefSeq names its product tRNA (uracil-5-)-methyltransferase TRM9. Lineage: Eukaryota; Fungi; Basidiomycota; Malasseziomycetes; Malasseziales; Malasseziaceae. The record is from RefSeq and is a predicted model, not a curated record. The transcript is spliced from 3 exons. Gene Ontology annotation, biological process: tRNA wobble uridine modification. Bases 1 to 855 code for a protein of 284 amino acids. Gene Ontology annotation, cellular component: nucleus; cytoplasm. Gene Ontology annotation, molecular function: S-adenosylmethionine-dependent methyltransferase activity; tRNA binding.
AUGGCACGCGCGUCGCAGACAGUCCGAGUGACAGCAGCUCUAGAAGCAUCAGAUUCUGCUGGUUAUGAACAAGAAAAUGUACAUGCAGUAUAUGAUGUGAUUGCUGGACAUUUCUCAAGUACCCGGUACAAGCCAUGGCCUCUCGUUUCAGACUUCUUCGAUUCGUUACCAGCAGGCAGCGUGGGGGUAGAUUUGGGCUGUGGAAAUGGCAAGUACUUGCAUCUUCGUUCGGCCUUGGGAUCUGGGGAAGCUACCAAAAAUAGUCUUGUCACGCUUGGCUCAGAUCGAUGUUUGCCCUUGAUCCAAGCUGCUCAGCACAAUUUUCCUCAGAAUCCACCGACACGCUUGAUACAAGAAGUAGCUGUGGCGGAUGCUCUGUGUAGCGGGUAUCGUGGUGGUGUAUUUGAUUAUGCGUUGAGCAUCGCUACUAUUCACCAUUUUUCUACACCAGAACGGAGAAGACACGCGAUUGAAGAGCUCAUCCGACUUGUUAAGCCCGCUCCGGAAGGUUUGGUCGGUACGGGACGGGGAUGUGGCCGUUUCAUGGUGUACGUAUGGGCGUUUGAGCAGCGUGGCGCAGGUCGGCGAUUAUUCGAUGCACAGUUAGCUGGGCAUGGUGAUGCGACAAAGGCACAAGAUGUCCUUGUGCCGUGGGUACGGACAGCACAACACACAGAUGAUCAGAAACAAGACGUCCAUCACCGAUACUAUCACCUUUUCAGAGAGCAUGAACUAGAUGAACUUGUGAACGAUGCAGCGCAGCAUUACGCAGACACAGGUAUACACGUCGUAAAGGAGACAGGCGGCUGGGAAAAGGGAAACUGGUGGGGUGUGUGGCGCGUCGUCCAGCGCUGA